AGGCCCGGCCCCGCCGCCUCCUGAUUGACUCCCAACUUUCUGCUCCUCCCUUGCAUAAACUUUCCCGUCCCUGCGCCUGGCUCCGUGCGCGGACCCGGGAGCCCGCCGUGCUCCCCGCAUUCCUGCCGCCCUCCCUGGCCCGGCCCCGGCCCGGUCCCGGCCCGGCCCCGGCCCCGGUCCCGGUCCCGGUCCCGGCACCCGCGGCCGGCCCAGCCCCUCCGGAGCACGGAGCAGGUUGUCGUGUGUCCGUGGGGGCUCGGGAUCGGAGCCCAGAGCAGCCAGCACCAUAGCGUCCAACAGCUGGAACGCCAGUGGCAGCCCCGGGGAGGGGCGGGAAGAUGGCCAGGACAGCAUGGACAAGAGUCUGGACAAUGAUGCCGAGGGUGUGUGGAGUCCGGACAUCGAGCAGAGCUUCCAGGAGGCGCUGGCGAUCUACCCCCCCUGCGGCCGGCGGAAAAUCAUCCUCUCGGAUGAGGGCAAGAUGUACGGUCGUAACGAACUGAUAGCCCGGUACAUCAAGCUGCGGACGGGGAAGACGCGGACGAGGAAGCAGGUGUCCAGCCACAUACAGGUUCUAGCUCGGAAGAAGGUGCGGGAGUACCAGGUUGGCAUCAAGGUCUCUAGCCACUUGCAGGUUCUUGCCCGGCGGAAAUCUCGUGAGAUUCAGUCCAAGCUGAAGGCCAUGAACUUGGACCAGGUCUCGAAGGAUAAGGCUCUGCAGAGCAUGGCUUCCAUGUCCUCCGCGCAGAUCGUGUCAGCCAGCGUCCUGCAGAACAAGCUCAGCCCCCCUCCUCCUCUUCCUCAGGCUGUCUUCUCCGCUGCCCCCAGGUUUUGGAGUGGGCCUAUCCCAGGACAGCCUGGACCCUCUCAGGACAUUAAACCAUUUGCACAACCAGCUUACCCCAUCCAGCCACCCAUGCCUCCGUCACUAGCCAGUUAUGAGCCCUUGGCUCCGCUCCCACCAGCCGCCUCGGCCGUGCCGGUCUGGCAGGACCGUACCAUCGCCUCCGCCAAGCUCCGGCUCCUCGAGUACUCUGCCUUCAUGGAGGUGCCACGGGAUGCUGAAACGUACAGCAAACACCUCUUCGUACACAUCGGGCAGACGAACCCCUCGUACAGUGACCCGCUGCUGGAGGCUGUGGACAUCCGCCAGAUCUAUGACAAGUUCCCCGAGAAGAAAGGUGGCCUCAAGGAGCUCUAUGAGCGUGGGCCCCAGAACUCCUUCUUCCUCGUCAAAUUUUGGGCGGAUUUGAACAGCACCAUCCAGGACGGGCCGGGGACUUUCUACGGUGUCAGCAGCCAGUACAGCAGUGCAGAGAACAUGACCAUCACGGUCUCCACCAAGGUGUGCUCCUUUGGGAAGCAGGUCGUGGAGAAGGUGGAGACGGAAUAUGCGCGGCUGGAGAACGGCCGGUUCGUCUACCGCAUCCACCGCUCUCCCAUGUGCGAGUACAUGAUCAACUUCAUCCACAAACUCAAGCACCUCCCUGAGAAGUACAUGAUGAACAGCGUCCUGGAGAAUUUCACCAUCCUGCAGGUUGUUACCAACAGGGAUACCCAGGAAACUUUGCUCUGCAUUGCCUUUGUCUUCGAGGUCUCCACCAGCGAGCACGGCGCCCAGCACCAUGUCUACAAGUUGGUCAAGGACUAGGGGCCCUCGGGGACAGGUGGGCUAUGAAGGGUGCAGGGUGGGGGGGCUGCGCCGAGCAGCCACCCACGCCCACUGCCUCGUGAGGAGUCAUUUGAAGAGAGGAGGAGGAGGAAGAAAAAGAAUAGCCAAAAA
Molecule: messenger RNA, 1783 nt
Organism: Neopsephotus bourkii (Bourke's parrot)
Lineage: Eukaryota; Metazoa; Chordata; Aves; Psittaciformes; Psittacidae
Gene: TEAD3
Product: TEA domain transcription factor 3
Exons: 14
Coding region: 353-1651 (432 amino acids)
Biological process (GO): hippo signaling; embryonic organ development; positive regulation of transcription by RNA polymerase II
Cellular component (GO): transcription regulator complex
Molecular function (GO): RNA polymerase II cis-regulatory region sequence-specific DNA binding; DNA-binding transcription factor activity, RNA polymerase II-specific
Source: RefSeq, a predicted model, not a curated record